Molecule: messenger RNA, 1046 nt
Organism: Microdochium trichocladiopsis
Lineage: Eukaryota; Fungi; Ascomycota; Sordariomycetes; Xylariales; Microdochiaceae
Exons: 1
Coding region: 1-1041 (346 amino acids)
Biological process (GO): nucleoside metabolic process
Molecular function (GO): catalytic activity
Source: RefSeq, a predicted model, not a curated record
AUGGGCCGCUCCUUACCUCGAUAUCUAGAGAUCAAAGUCCAUCAAGAAGUACUUCGACGAGCUUAUGAUGACAUUGUGGUCAGAGGUCGUUAUACGAGAUACGCAACAGAAUCCAUCGCCUUUGACGGUGAAAAGAGAGAUAAACCAUUCAACUGGGAGCGGCCAAGUGCCCAUGUGGAGAACAACACGCUCUUUAUAGAUUGCUUCCCUGGCUAUGACCACAUCGAGCACUACGCCGAGAUCAUCUCGUGUUACCUCAGCAUCAAAGAGCGCUCGGCCAGUGAGCAACGCCUGACCCCCUCGUCGCGGGUCUCAUUCAUACCUGCGUCAUGCUCGGACACCAAGACCGCUCUACAGGCAACGAACCUCGGCGACCUUCCCGGUACAGGGCUAGACACUGUCGUGCUGGGUCUCGUGUGGCACUUGCCACGACUCACUGGCGAUUCGGAAUGGCAAGGAGCCGGUCCAUGGCAAUGGCUGACUCGAACAUUCGGGAAGCGUCGAGUUGCUUUCCUCGGCUUUCGCCCAGCCUUCUGGGGCGAUAUUUCAGGUGAAUUGGUGCACUGGUUAGCUUCCAAGUUCCAUGUCAAGGAGGUGAUCUAUCUUGGGAAACUUGGUGCGCUCAAACCCCACGUCGCACCAAAUAAGCGGCUCGCCACUGGGAAUCGGUCCCUUGUCAACGGCCGAUGGGUAGAAUGGGUGGGCGGGAUGGACUCGUCUAUCGACCGAUAUGGCAGAGGAACAGUGAUCUCUGGCACACACGUCACUCUCGGCAGUGUCCUGCACGAAACCAAGGACUGGCACGCCAAGCUAGUCGAUACUGUCGAUUUCGUGGACCCUGAAAUAGGGAUGAUGGGCCAAGCGGCUGUACGGUCUGGUGUCAAAUACAACUACCUGCAUAUGGUUACGGACAACCUUGGCAAGAAGUAUGAUGAGGACCUGUCCAACGAGAGGAAAGAGAGUGUGCUCAGACAGCGUGCAACUCUGCACGAGAUAGUCCAGGAUGUCAUAGAGGAUCACCUGUCUCGAUGCGAUGUCUAACCUCA